AUGUGUGAAAUGUUUAAUCGUAAAUGUCCAGGUAUUCUACAGAAUGCCGGAUUUUAUACUUUCCCGCUCUCACAGUUUGUGACAGAGGAUGUACAGCCAGUGAUGGAUUUGGAUUCAACAAUGAGUUCUCACCCUAUUGUACAACCCGUCACGCAUCCUGAUGAAAUCACAGAAAUAUUUGACGAUAUUUCCUACGGAAAGGGUGCAUCAGUCCUUCGAAUGCUGGAGUUUUUUGUUGGAAAAGACAACUUUCGUAGAGGUAUAUCGCGAUUUCUCAAGAAAUAUCAGUUCAGAAAUGCGCAAACAGCAGAUCUGUGGCAGGAGCUUUCAAAUGAAUGCGGGUAUCAGGGAAACCAUACCAUUGCCAGUAUCAUGAAAACUUGGACAGAACAAAUGGGUUUUCCGUAUAUUGAUAUAGGAAGGAGUGCUGAAAAUUCUUCAGUUUUUGUUGCAAAACAGAAAAGAUUUGUAAAAAAUGAGGCACUUUAUCGCCAAAAAAUGAACUCUUCAAAAGAGUAUACAUGGAGCAUACCUCUAAGUUACAUAACUGAAAAUGGGCAAACUGACAUAGUCUGGAUUUUUGAUGAAAAAGAAGCCGAAUUUACUGUUCCUGUCGUUCAUAAUGAAUGGGUGAAAUUCAACGUGAACCAGACUGGAUAUUAUUUGGUUAAUUACGAAGAAAAUGACUGGAAUAGACUGACAGAAUUAUUGAUGUCUAGUCAUGAGUCGCUGUCGCCAUCAGAUAGAUCCAAUCUUCUCUUCGACACAUUCCUUUUGGCGGAAGCUGGCCACAUUCAGUUUGAUGUAUUCUUGUCCAUGACCAAGUACCUGAAAAAUGAAACUCAUCUCAUACCUUGGGAAACUGCCUACGCCUCUUUUGUUUACUUGUGCCAAUUACUUGAAUUUACGGAUGUCAACUUUUUGCUGAAGAGCUAUGUAAAAGAUCUCACAGAUGCUUUAUAUAAAACAUUAGGUUGGAAAACUACAGAAAACCAUUUAGACAAUUUGUUAAGAACAACUAUAAUUGGUUUAGCAUGUCACAGUGGAAACCAAAACUGCCUAGCAGAUGCAUCACAGUUGUUUCAAAAUUGGACUCAAGGUCAAGAAAUUCCGUCGAACUUGAGAAGUUUGGUAUACCACUAUGGCAUGGCCGAAAUCGGAAGGGAAGAACAUUGGAAUUACAUGUGGAACAAGUUCCUUAAGGAAGAAUCUCCUCCUGAGCGAAAAACUUUAUUGUAUGGUCUCGCUCACGUCCGAGUUCCGUAUCUUAUUCACAGGUAUUUAGAAUAUGCAAUGGAUGAUACAAAAAUUCGAAGGCAGGAUUUCUUUGCCGUAUUAAGCUAUAUUGCAGGUAAUCCUGUAGGUCGGCCUUUCGUGUGGAAUUUUAUAAAAGAAAAGUGGCCAGUAUUAGUGGAGAAGUUCACAUUAAAUGACCGCUAUCUUGGACUAGCAGUAAAAAAAGUUUGUAGUUACUUUACAUCGGAUUUAGAAUUGCAAGAGAUGAAAGCUUUCUUUGCUAAAUACCCAGACGCUGGUGCAGGGAAACGAAAACGCCAGCAGGCUUUGGAGAAUGUCCAGAACAAUAUCAAAUGGCUUAAGACUUACAAACAAAGAGUAAAAUCAUGGCUGGAAGUAGAAGGAACAGCACCAUGGUAUUACUAUCGCCUACCAUCUCAUAUUAAACCAGAGCACUACGAAAUUCUUCUUUAUCCGAUGCUGGAAGCAGAUACCUUUAAUGGUACUGUAACAAUUACAGUAAAUGUGCAAAAACCAACAGACUGCUUUUUGGUACAUGUGCUGGAUUUAAAUGUCACCAGGUCUGAAGUAAGAUUCGCCUUAGAUGAUUCACUUUUGAUGUUAGAAGAUGUAUUUCCAUAUGAAGAGAAUAACUACCUUGUAUUGAAAGUUAGCGAUAAAGUGCCACCUGGUAGAUAUAAACUAUUUUUCCAGUUUGAAGGACCCUUAACACUCUCUUUAAAAGGACUGUACAAGAGUUCGUAUGUGGAUCCUGAUUCAAAAGAAAGAAAAUAUUUAGCUGUAACGCAGUUCGAAGCCAUAGCAGCAAGGAGAGCCUUUCCUUGUUUUGACGAGCCGAUAUUUAAAUCAACAUUUACUGUCCAAAUCAUUCAUAAUGCUAGCUAUUUCGCUCUCUCCAAUACAAUGGCGGAGGAGAUCGUUGAGCUGGAUAAUGGUCGUCUAUUGACAAAAUUUGAAAAAACAGUGCCCAUGGUAACUUAUCUUCUGGCAGUGGUUGUCUGUGAUUUCAAAUUUAAAGAAACGAUUACAGAAAAUGGAGUCAGGUUGAGGAUUUAUACCGCACCACAUCAUAUCGAGAAGACAAGUUACGCAUUAGAAAUGGGGAGUAAAACGCUCAGCUAUUAUGAAAAAUAUUUUGAUGUUGCUUUUCCUUUAAAGAAACUUGAUAUGAUAGCAAUUCCAGACUAUGGAGGAGGGGCUAUGGAAAAUUGGGGCUUAAUUACCUUCUCUGAACCUGGUUUGAUUAGUGAAAAUAUCUCUUCUAUAGCAAGUAGAUUUCAAGUGUCUGAGUUAAUCGCACAUGAAAUAGCACAUAUGUGGUUUGGAAAUCUAGUGACUAUGAAAUGGUGGGAUGAUCUUUGGUUAAAUGAAGGUUUUGCUACUUAUAUGUCGGAGAAAGGACUCAAAAACAUGGAUCCGGAGCUCGAUGAAUUUGAGCAUGAAGCCACAGAUACUUUGUGCCGUGCAAUGCUGAGUGAUAAGACUGUUAAUUCUCACGCUAUAGUUCAACAAGUAACGAUCAUCAAUUCAGAUAUAUUUGAUAGCAUAGCAUAUUCUAAGGGAUCAUCAAUUCUCAGAAUGUUGGAGAACUAUAUGGGAGAAGAUUUCAGGCAAGGUGUAUCUAAUUAUUUGAAAAUGUACGCAUAUGGCUCUGCAAAAACCGACGAUUUGUGGACUGAAUUAACAGCAGCUUCGAAACAAAGUUUAAAUGUCUCUUUGAUAAUGGACACGUGGACAAAGCAGAUGAAUUAUCCCUACAUAAAUGUAGAAAGAAGUGAUGAUGGCGGGUAUGUCGUUCAGCAGCAUAGAUAUUUAGAAGACCCAGAAAGUAAAAUUUUUGCGACGAAGCUUUCACCUUAUAACUACAUUUGGCAAAUUCCUCUUACAUACAGAACAGCAGAAAGUGAAGAUGUAUCGUACAUUCUUCUAAAUACAUCUGAAAAAGUGAACCUGUCUUUACCAAAAUCAGAGUGGAUAAAAUUUAAUGUUAAUUUUACUAGUUAUUAUUUAGUAAACUAUGAUUCAAAAGAUUGGAGAAAAUUUAUUCAUAUUUUACAAGAUGAUUAUACGGUAUUCUCUUCGUCUGACCGAGUUAAUCUAUUGUUUGAAGCAUUUGCUCUCGCUUCCGCUGGGCACCUGGACUAUGAAAUACCUCUGAAUUUAACCUUCUACUUGAAAAACGAAACAUUCCAUGGGGCAUGGAGUAUUGCUCUUGAAAAAUUAGUCCACAUAAAGGAGCACUUCAGAACAGAUCGAGAAACACGUGAUAUUAUAAAAGUAAGGAAAUUCAGCAAAUUAUUCUCCUCUAAUGAACUUUGCUUUAUAAAGCAUUCAGCAUUUGCUUAUUCUAUUUAUUAUAUAUUGCAUUUACUCAGGUAAUUUUUCCUCUUUUUA
Molecule: messenger RNA, 3651 nt
Organism: Stegodyphus dumicola
Lineage: Eukaryota; Metazoa; Arthropoda; Arachnida; Araneae; Eresidae
Biological process (GO): peptide catabolic process; proteolysis
Cellular component (GO): cytoplasm; membrane
Molecular function (GO): zinc ion binding; metalloaminopeptidase activity; peptide binding
Source: RefSeq, a predicted model, not a curated record